AUGGGUGAACCUAUAUCCGAAUCCGAGUUUGCAGCCUUGGCUUUUUAUGCUGGUGAUAGAUCUUGCUGUGAGUUGGGUCAUGGAGUGUUUGUACAGCAAUCGCCACAUAAGCCUAAAACAGAUGUUGAUCCCUGUGAAGUGUGGUGCAGUCAGCCGGUUGACAUAUUAAGAGAAUAUUGCAAUGUUAUUAAAAUACGCAUCUUUUGGCCUCUUCUCUUCAAAAGUGAAAGUAAUUAUUUGGUAGCUGAUUGGAGCAGUUCACAGAUUUUAGACCGGAAUUGGAAGAGACUCUGUGAUUUAGAGGUUUUGGAAGACCUUGUUGAUUUAAUUAAAAAAGUUGUUAACGUUCCACCUUUUAUUGGUGGCAUACUGAGAAUUGGCAGCAGAAUAGAAAAUGGUGUCUUUGAUGUUGGGGAUGCACUUGAUUGGGUCAGAUACACAGGUGAUGUCAGUAUUCUGCAGAGGCUGGAGAAACUUGGUGAUUUUGGUUGGAUCUAUCUUGAAAUUUUCUUUGCUGAAUGCAAACGUUAUAUUACUAAAGUUGCUUUGGAAGAUUGUAAUUUAGUUGAAGAAUUUAAAGCUGUGACCUGUGAAAACUGUAGGAAGAACAGUGAAUCUAUGAAACAGAAAGGAAAUGAGGAAUUUUCCCAAGGAAACUUUGAUCGUGCUAUAAUGUCAUAUACUAAAGCCAUAGAGUUUUGUCCUGCAAACCAUCUUCUUUAUGGAAACAGAGCUCUUUGUUUAAUUCUCACAAGGCAGUACAAGAGAGCCCUUGCUGAUGGAAAAAGAGCCACUAUUUUGAAGCCUAACUGGCCAAAGGGUCACUACCACUUCUGUAAGGCGCUGUCAUUACUGGGGGAACACGAACUGGCUUUGGAAGCUAAUGAGAGAGCACAGGAUCUAUGCAAGAAUGUUCUUGAGGGACUUAAGGAUCUUAUUCAACAAAAUGACAAGUUAAAGAAGACAUUAGAAGAAAUCAGUGGUAUUAAACAACAUAAACAGAAACCAAAGAAGUCGCUUCUUGAGGAAAAAGACUGCAGUUCUUCAGCAUCUCAUUUAAUAAUCUCUCAAAACCAAAAAGAAAUAGAAAGAGACAGAAAGAGAACACAGUCUGAUCCUAAAGAUCCUCAUUGUCAUCAAAAACAUGAUACCAGGGUGACUGACAUCCAAAGAACAGAAAGCAAAGGUUGGUCUCUGGAGUUUCUACCAAGCCAAAGUCAUCAAAACAAAGGAAGGACAAAACCCAAACCUGGUGACUCUGAAAAGACGACAGAUCACCUCGAUUUGAAGAUAGAGUCUAAAACCAUCCAAGAUAAACUCUUCUGUACUGUGCAACAGGUGGAUUUAACUAUGUUGCCAGAAGUGGUUAAAUCCCUUGUUCAUGAUGGUUAUACAGCCUUGAUGGACCAGCGAUGUCACAGUGCUGAACAAGCCUUCUCACAAUUGUUGAGCAUUCUAAAUCCUUCAGAGUUAAAGCAACUGAAUCUUCGUAUUAUUAAUUAUGUUGUAAUCAUCUAUGGACAUGCCACUGCUCUUCUUGGAAUAGGACAGCCUGAGGCAUUGACAAAGGCUGAAGACCAGUUUAAGAAAAUAAUUGAACAGUACCAGGAAGAAAGAUUGGGUUGUUUAGCAUACUAUGGAAUUGGAAAAGUAUACCUCAGGCAAAACAGAUUUUCAGAUGCACUUGAUCAGUUCAUGAAAUCACAAACAAUGGUUAAUCACAAGAUUGUACCUGGAGUAUUAACUUGGCCCACAACAUCUCAGGUCAUUGAAGAGACACGAACAGAGAAUUUACAGUUGAUUUUAAAGAAUUGUAUUGAGGAAUGCAAGUUCCCUCCAGAACCAGAUGCAAUUUGUCGCUAUCAGCAAUGCCAUGGCCACUCCAAAAUCCAAAUAUAUUUUACAGACCCAGACUUUAAGGGCUUUAUACGUAUUACUUGCUGUCAGCAAUGUAGAGUGGAGUUUCAUAUCAGCUGUUGGAAAAAGUUGAAAACAACAAACUACAGUGAUAAAAAUGAUAAGGAUUUUCUUCAAGAAUUGUGUUUCACUCCUGAUUGUACAGGCCUUAUUUCAAAAAUAGUUAUUUUCAGUUCUUCUGGUCUGGUAAAAUGUGAAUUUGAACAAAAAAUCACAAAACCCAAGGAACCACCAAGAGCCACUAUUAAACAGAAAUGUUCAAGUCUUAGGAAUUUAAAAAUGAAACAAGAAAAAAAAUUACGAAGAAAACGUGCACGAGAAGAGGCAAAGAAUUCUGCUAAAAAGAAAAUAGAAGAAAACCAGAUGGGAAAAGAACCAUCUCAAUACAGUGAUCACAGUGGUUAUGUUCAGGAUUUAUAUGCUGGUGAUCGCGUCCUGCAGCAUAUCAGUCGAAAUGCUGAGCAAAUAAAAACAGCUGUUCGCGAUGCUUCCAAACUAUUAAAGGAAUUACUUUCAUGGUUUGUGAUCAGUGAGGAGGAUUACACAUCAUAUUCCAAAACUAACAGCAUGUCCCAUGAAGUGAUGGAGCAGCUCAUCAGCUACUUAAUUCAGGAAAAAAACAGAGUAAAAACAAGGGGGUUUAUCUGUGUGCUGAGUGAGCUGGAAGAAGUGGAUCCCAAAUUACACAAGUGGCUGAAACACCUUAACAACUUGGGUCUGACAGCUACAAAGAACUUUCUCCUUAAAUAUGGACAAUUUUUAAAAGAGCUUGACCUUUCUAUUUUAACCACGCUCUGGAAUGAGAAGUAUGGUAGUAAAUUUGACUAUGUGACAACUAGUUCUGAAGACAAAGAAAUUUGUGAUUAUUUCUUAAAACCACCCCUAGAGAAAAUCCGUUGUUUUAUAUGGCUGUUAGAAGACAACAGAGAAAAUUUUCCAUUUCUUCAUCAAGCUUUAGAUGAAUUCUUUGAUAAAAUGGAUGACCCUACCAUUAUAUUAAAGAAGCAGGGAAAUGAAAAUAUAUCGACUAAUGGUAUCAAAGUUAAAAACAAAACCAGGAAGAAGAACUCAAAAGACUCGAGGUCUAUUUUAGUAUUAUCCAGUGGAGUUAGUACAGCACCACGAGAAGAAGAUAAGAUAUUUAUAGAAGAAAAUACUUUAGAUUUUACAAAUUCUUAUGAACCAUUUGUAAUCCCAGAAUAUCUUCGGGGGCAACUAGAGGAAUUUGAAACUCUCUGUGACUUUUCAAAUAGUAACAGUUAUCAAAGACUUCUGGAUAAUAACCCAGAUCAAACCUGUGAGAGCUUAUAUGAAUAUUUCUCCCAAAUCUUGGAAGAACAUGGCCCUAUGGAAAUUAAUAAUAAAUUACUAGUUGGGGAAUAUGAACAUUUCCCUGAAGAAGCUCAAAAGAUUGUAGAAGAUGAAGGUGGUCUGAAAUCUUUUCUUCUGAAAUCCCUUCGUUUCAUUAUGGUGGACAAUCUUAUUGGCUUAAGAAAGCAUGCAGUUCUUAUUAAAGACAAUGCAAACAGAAAUGAGACUGGAGAUAAUGAAGAAGAAAAUUAUAUAGUCUGUGAUGUACAAGAAAAUUCUUCCCAGAACAAGCUACAGUUAAAUCCAGCUGCUAAGGAAUUCAAACCGCUGUCUCAUCCUAAGCAACCUCAUAUAUCAACAUCUACUGACUUAACAGUAGCAAGUUAUGAGACUCCACAACAUUUGCCCUGGUCAUUUCCUACUUCAUGUAAAUCGGUGCAUUCUUUGCAUAGUCAGAAUAUUGAUACCAUAGAAAAUGAGUCGUCAUUUUCAGGCAUUUUACUAAAGUGCUUUGAUUCUAAAAAUCCUGGUAUAUUUUUGCCUCAGACUUCCUGGGGUUAUCAAUAUGAAAGAAUAUUGCCAGUGCCGUCUCAACUGCCUCUCAUGUCAACUGUUGCCAAGCAACCUAGUUAUAUUUAUGCUGAUCACAUAGCUCAUCAGGAUAAUGACGAAUCAGCAAUUCCAAACAGAAAACACGUCUUCAGCGGUUUUAUACCAACUGAAAUACAAACGUAUGAAGACCCUCAUUGCCAACUGGAGAAGUCGGAUAACGCAUUUUAUGAAGACAAUUUUGCUGUUGCAAAUAGUACAAAUGAAGCUGAAUGUGGUAUACAAGUUAUUAAGACGGAAAAAGAAAGCAGAGGUAUACCUCUAAUGAAAAGCAAUCCUUAUACAAGGAUGAUAGCUGUUCAGGUAAAUCAUGAAGUAGGUGAUAGUGAAACUAAUACUUUGCCUUUUCAUCCAUUUGAAAUGCAACAAGGAGAUAUUCUACGUAUGGAAAAAGAGCAUCAGGUAUUAAAAGAACAACUUAAAGAAGCACAGGAAAAAUAUGAACAGUUACAAAGCCGAAGCUUGGAGGAAAUCAGUGCUUUAAAAGACCUCCUAAAGAAAAGUGUUGAAGAGACUGAGGUAUCAAAGAAUGAACUGGAUUGGUUUCAUCGAGACUUAGAAAUACAAGUGAAAAAAUGGCAACAGGAGAAAAAAGAAAAUCAAGAGAACUUAAAAGCACUAAAGAACACAGCUAAAAAGCAUACAGAUACCAAUGAUAGGUAUUCGAAGACCAUUGAUGAGAAGGAAAAGCAGUAUAACGUAUAUUUAAAGACGUAUCUCGAGACCAGUAAUAAACUUGCUAAUGAGAAAGUAAAAUUAGAAGAGCUUAUAAAAAAGAGUCAAGAUGACUGCCAAGAGUGCGUGAAAAGAGCUGUUAAAGCAGAGAUAUCAGUACUCAAAAACUGGAAGGAAACUGAAGUAUGCAAGCUAAAUGGCAUAGCUGCCAAUGCAGAAGUAAAUCUCAAGAUGUUGAAGUCAUUGAGCAGCAGCUCAGCUUCAGCAGCACCUAAGUUGAAGUCACAGAUUGAUUCUUGGGAAAUAUUUAUUUCAAACGUAAAGAAACAACUGGGAAAAGUAGAGGCUGAGUAUGAAGAAAAAAUUCAGGCGGUGAAAAAUGGUGUACGGAACUGCCUCACUAAAAUGGAAACUGUGGAGCUUCCUUCUCCUCCCAGUGUCUUAACAAAACAAGGCAGACCUCCAGUCAGUGAUCCAGCCAUUGUCAUCUAUUCCUCUGCAUCUGCACAUCCUAAUUUACUUCCUGCAUUUUCAAGUUCUGAAGAUCCAGGUCCAACACAUGCUUCAUCUAAUACACAGGCCGGAGUUAAGCCAGCAUAUGCAAAUUCUAAGUCUUGUUCUGCAAGCGGUGGGUCAGUGAAAACACACUCCAAACCUCUGGAAGGAUCAUAUUCUGAUAAAGUUUUGGCAUCUUGCCCGUCAGGGAUUUCUGGAAGUAAUACUCAGAAUGUCCAGCCACACCAGAACCACCAAGAUGACUCAGCUAUACAACUGAGGCCUUCUGGAUUUCCAAACAACAAAAUGAUUCCAAAAGCAUUUGAAAAUAUUAUUGUGCAUCUACAGAGUAUAUUUCCAAACUACAACAGUUCAGACUUCACUAGCUUCAUAAAAGAUGUACAAAGAAGAAAUGGGAAUACAUUGUCAGGUUUGAGCUUAGACGAAAUUCUAAGCAGAGUGACAGAACUCAUUCUGGACCAGCAAAGUAAGGCACCAACUUCAACAGGGAGACCUGUGAAGUCAACAUCCUGUGCUUCACCAGCACCGACUGGAACUCGGAGUCGGGAAGUACCUGCAGAAGGCAAUGUGCCCAACCCACCCAGCGCAAGACCUGUGCAUAAAAAUCCAUCUCAGCCACAUCUCCAGCCCUGGGGAAAUGUUAGAGUAACACCUAAAUCUAAAUGGAAAAAACUAGACUAUACAGCCUCCAGUGAUGAUCCUUGCACAAUAUGUCAUGAUGAGCUAAGCAGAGACUCAUGUGAACUAGAAUGUGGGCAUCGUUUUCACAGAGAAUGCAUUAGAACAUGGCUUAAGCAACAUUCCAGUACCUGCCCUAUCUGCCGCGUUCAUGCUCUGCUACCUGAAGACUUUCCUGAGCUUCCUGCACGGAACAAAUAUGCCUAAACCUUGUUUUAUUUGAACACGUUACAGUAAGAUGCGAAGUGGCUGCAGAAUAACCACCAUGAUAAGGAACAGAAACAUGAUGCCUAGAAAGAGACAGAACCCUGGCUUUAUUAAAAAUGGUAGUAGAACUCAGACUGAUUCAGUAUUUAAAUACAUGUAGAGUUA
Molecule: messenger RNA, 6078 nt
Organism: Gavia stellata (red-throated loon)
Lineage: Eukaryota; Metazoa; Chordata; Aves; Gaviiformes; Gaviidae
Gene: TTC3
Product: tetratricopeptide repeat domain 3
Exons: 45
Coding region: 1-5913 (1970 amino acids)
Molecular function (GO): protein binding
Source: RefSeq, a predicted model, not a curated record